UUUCUUACCAUCAGGGACCUUUCGUACAAUAAUUUCACCGGUGAUCUGCCAAGUUCAUUUGGGUCCUUGACAACCCUGGAAAGAUUAUUCCUGCAGAACAACAGAUUCACCGGAUCAGUCACCUACCUGGCUGAGCUUCCACUCAUUGAUUUGAACAUUCAAGACAAUCUGUUUAGCGGCCUUCUUCCCCAGCAUUUUCAGUCCAUACCAAACUUAUGGAUUGGAGGGAAUAAGUUCCAAACCGUGGACGGCUCUCCUCCCUGGGCAUUUCCCUUGGACAACGUACCCCUUGAGAAAAACACUAGUCGCCCACCCAUAACUCAGGCAAAUGCCAUCGAGAACUACGCUCCUAUUAGAGUAAGGAAACAAAAGAAGAAACAUAUCGGUCCUGGAGGAAUAGCUUUUAUGGUCGGUACAGGAACAUUAUUGGCAACAGGUUUGGCUCUCCUCAUUGCGAUCCGUUUGAAUAAGCUUUAUACAAAGAGACUGGAGAACUACGAAAGCGACCAUAGUGCAUUGCCUUCUUGUCCAAUCAGUGCGAGCAAAGAAGAUUCUACUACGGCAAUAGUCGAGAGCCAACAAAUCCCACCUUAUAAUGCUGCAUCCCUUUUGGGUCCAAGGCGGCUAACUUCCCAAACUCAUAAAAGAACUGGGGAAACAUCAAGAAAAAGCUUUUCCGGAAGAGACAGAUUCAAUGGAAGGAUAAAGGUUUAUACAGUAGCGGAGGUUCAGUUGGUUACAAACAGUUUCCAUGAAGACAACCUUCUGGGAGAAGGAUCCCUUGGUCCUGUUUAUAGAGCUGAAUUUUCUGAUAACAAGGUUUUAGCCGUGAAGAAUAUCAACAUGGCGGGCAUGUCUUUCAGUGAAGAGGAAAAGUUCUUAGAUGUCGUGAGCACGGCUUCCCGUUUGAAGCACCCUAACAUUGUUUCACUUAAAGGCUACUGUUUGGAGCAUGGACAACAUCUUCUUGUCUUUGAGUAUGUGAGAAAUUUAACUCUAGAUGAUGCUCUUCAUAGUACAGCAUACAAACCUUUAUCGUGGGGCACACGUCUCCGGAUCGCUCUAGGUGUUGGUCAGGCCCUGAACUAUUUGCACUCGACGUUCUCCCCUCCUGUCGCCCAUGGCAAAUUAAAGGCUACCAAUGUUCUACUGGACGAAAACCUUAUGCCUCGUGUUACUGACUGUGGCUUGGCUAUUCUGAGACCACUGACAAGCAAUAAAGCCAAAAACCGGGCUUCCGAGAUUGAUAUUAGAGAUACAGGAUACAGUUCACCUGACCAUGGCCAACCAGGAAUUGGCAGCACGAAGAGCGACAUCUUUGCCUUUGGCGUGUUGCUUCUUGAACUAUUAACAGGAAGAAAACCUUUCGAUGGUUCCAGGCCAAGGGAAGAGCACUAUCUGGCGAAGUGGGCUUCAUCAAGGCUUCAUGAUAGUGACAGUUUGGAACAAAUGGUAGAUCCAGCAAUCAAACGGACAUUUUCAUCCAAGGCUCUUUCUCGUUAUGCUGAUAUCAUCUCCCUCUGCAUUCAGCCCGUGAAGCAAUUUCGACCUCCAAUGUCUGAAAUCGUGGACAAUCUUGUAUCAUUUUCUCAAAAGCUUGUUUCAGAGAGUGGUGAAGCAGAUGAAACUGAACUUGAUCCACUUAACAUGUCUUUUCACACAACUAUCUCCCGCUUCAACGGUUCACCUGCUCUCAGCUACGUAUCCGCCUGAUGUGCAAACUGGUUAACAUUUUAACGUUCUAGAAAUUUAACUCCAUUUCUGCUCUCUUCUUUUUAUCGCCUUUGGCUUAUAAGGCGCAAACUUUUAAUUCCUUCGACGUGACAAAAAACUCAAUGGAUGAAAUAGCUGGAAUUUCGCCAAUGGAAAGGGUUAGCUUGAA
Molecule: messenger RNA, 1882 nt
Organism: Vigna unguiculata (cowpea)
Lineage: Eukaryota; Viridiplantae; Streptophyta; Magnoliopsida; Fabales; Fabaceae
Product: protein STRUBBELIG-RECEPTOR FAMILY 2-like
Biological process (GO): protein phosphorylation
Molecular function (GO): ATP binding; protein kinase activity; protein binding
Source: RefSeq, a predicted model, not a curated record